GAAGUCGGUUCUACUGCAAAAUAGUUACCUUGCGCAAACUCUGAAGUGCACUUUCACCAAAUGGCUUUGAAAAUCCAGAGGCUGCAGUUUGUCUGGGCGAUCCUCUUUGCCGUGCAAGAAAAUGUUCCAGCAAUGUCCGGUGGAAUGGCACCCUUCUUUCCUCGGCCACCAGAACUUGGGGUAACUAUGGCAUGCAUAACGGGCCACACAUUUGGCAGUGGGGACAGUACAAUUAAGCUGAAACCACAUUGUGGAAAAGGGUGCAGCGGGGAAGAACCAAAGGAUGGCGACAAAUGUGUUGUGGAAUCUGGAACAUCAGGUUCAACUUUCAUUAUUCUCUCUGGAGUGUGCCAAAACAUGACGUGUAAAGUAAAUAACAAAAGUGAGAUAUAUAAACAAGAAAUGAAUGACUCACUCGAUACUAAUGAAUCCAGUAAGGAACGAAUUCCACAGCUGCUCGGUUGUGGGUUCACAAAUGUUCAAGACAAAAUGAGGGGGUAUUUACUUAGUACAAGUUGUGUGUCCUGUCAAUCACAGGCAAAUGAAACUAAACGCCCAGACUGCAUAAAGUGCGUGCGAAGGCCUUCGAGAAAGAUAAGUCGAAGAAUGCCCUUCAAGUCUUUUGCACUACAAAUACUAUAAGGACCACCCACAGGAUGGAUGACAUCAAAAUACUUCAUUGCAAA
Messenger RNA from Ixodes scapularis (black-legged tick), 686 nucleotides. RefSeq lists its product as uncharacterized. The record is from RefSeq and is a predicted model, not a curated record. NCBI's taxonomy places the organism in Eukaryota, Metazoa, Arthropoda, Arachnida, Ixodida, Ixodidae. The transcript has 8 exons. The coding region runs from base 61 to 642 and encodes 193 amino acids.